Molecule: messenger RNA, 911 nt
Organism: Daucus carota subsp. sativus
Lineage: Eukaryota; Viridiplantae; Streptophyta; Magnoliopsida; Apiales; Apiaceae
Product: ras-related protein Rab11D
Exons: 2
Coding region: 98-751 (217 amino acids)
Biological process (GO): vesicle-mediated transport
Cellular component (GO): endosome
Molecular function (GO): GTP binding; GTPase activity
Source: RefSeq, a predicted model, not a curated record
UAAAAGAGCAUUAUUGUAAAGGGCAAAGACAAGUGAUUGAGUUUCCAAUAUUAUUGCCAAGGAUCUAGCCUAGCUAGCAACAACCUCGACAACAGAGAUGAGUGCUUACAGAACUGAAGAUGAAUAUGAUUACUUGUUCAAGCUUGUUAUCAUAGGAGAUUCUGGUGUGGGCAAAUCCAAUCUUCUUUCCAGGUUCACAAGAAAUGAGUUCAAUCUUGAGUCCAAGUCUACUAUUGGUGUUGAGUUUGCUACCAAGACUCUUGAUUUUGAUUCCAAGGUUAUUAAAGCUCAAAUCUGGGACACUGCUGGCCAAGAAAGAUACCGUGCCAUUACUAGUGCUUACUACCGAGGAGCUGUUGGUGCUUUACUUGUCUAUGAUGUCACUCGCCGUAAUUCGUUUGAGAAUGUUGAGCGGUGGUUGAAAGAGUUGAGGGAUCACACGGACCAGAACAUUGUAGUCAUGCUUGUUGGUAACAAAUCAGAUCUUCGUCACCUUGUUGCUGUUUCAACUGAGGAUGCAAAAGAUCUAGCUGAGAGAGAGUCCUUGUACUUCAUGGAGACUUCUGCCCUGGAGGCAACUAAUGUCGAAAAAGCAUUCAAGGAAGUCCUGACUCAGAUAUAUCGUGUGGUAAGCAAAAAGGCGGUUGAAACUGGAGAUGAUGGAGCUGCUGCUACCCUCCCAUCAGGACAGACGAUCAAUGUCAAAGACGAUUCAUCUGUUCUCAAGAGAUUUGGCUGCUGCUCAAGCUAAGGUUUUUGGGCUGGAAACAUAUUGUAUUGUGGAAAGACAUAUGUUAUGACAACACUGUUCAGGAGCCAGACACAUGAUAUGUUUGUAUGAAUACAUCAAAUACAAGUAUAUACUUCUUUAGAUGAUUUGCUGUUAUUGCAUCAAGAAUAUUGAGAUCGCA